Molecule: messenger RNA, 1368 nt
Organism: Camelina sativa (false flax)
Lineage: Eukaryota; Viridiplantae; Streptophyta; Magnoliopsida; Brassicales; Brassicaceae
Source: RefSeq, a predicted model, not a curated record
AUUUAAUCUUUAAAGAUUAUAAGCAUGCAUACUACUAUAUUUUUUAGAACUUCUAUUGAACAUAAUGGUGGUAUGGUGGGUUUAUAAAUAAGAAUAUUCUUGAAUUCGUUCUUUUAACUCAUCUCCUUCACAUACUCUCUCUUUCACAAAAGAAAUAAACAAAUUUCGAAAAUGGAUUCUAUGACAAAACUCGUCGUCCCACUUUUACUCGUCUUUUUCUCUUCUCUCCUCUUUGGAGAUAUCAAUGGAGUGGAGAGCUCAAAACAGCCUCAUCACCAGUACUCGUACGGUUCAACAAAGCUGUUUGCGUUUGGAGAUUCUUCAGUCGAUACCGGAAACAUAAAGAAACAGGAAGCUGUAGUCCCAUGGGCAGUCCCUUAUGGUAACACAUUCCCCGGUACACCCUCCGGCCGUUUCUCUGACGGCCGUGUCUCUACCGAUUUUCUAGAUAAACCGGAUAAAGACUCUAACUUCAAGGAAUUGCUCUAAAGAUUAUUAGUCAGAUACCAAAAUGUUAGUAUUUUUACUCCUAUUGUAUUUUCGCUGAACCAAACAAUAAAAAACUAUUUCAUGUUAUAUCAAUGUCACGUUCAAGAUGUUGUUUGUUACUUUGUUUUAUGCGCUAGUCAUCGGAAAAACUUUUUUUUUUUGGUAAAAGGUUAAGUUUCAUUGGAAACUUGGUUGUAUUUAUAUCUUUAUUUAAUAAUUGAAUCUGUAUUGUUGACGUUAAUGUUAAUAGCCAACCCAAGUUUAAAUAUAUUAUGACAAAUAUUUAUUAUGGUUGCAUAAACUUAUAAGAGCAUCUCCAAUGCAUUUCUAUUUUUCCUCUAUAAAUAGAGAAAAAUAUAUCAAUGAGGCAAAUUUGCUCCAACCCACCUCUACUUUCAUCUCUAAAAUAGAGAUUGCUAUAUUUUCUUUUAUUUAUAGAGGAAAAAAAUAGAGUUCCUCUAGAUAUAGAGGAAAAAAUAACAAUCUCUAUUUUAGAUACAGCCUCUUAUUUGCGUAUAAAAACUUACAAAACAUUUUUCUAUAUAAAACUACUAAAAAAUGACCAAUGCUUUAGAUGAAUAAAAUAUUUCAGUUCCUAGGUAAUACUGCUAACAACUACAAUUUUAGCCCUUUUGGAAUUCAGUUUAAGACCGAAUCAAGUUUUUUAUUUAUAACAAUUACUACAUCUUUUGAACUGAAAACAAAAACAAUUAAAAUUCUUCUUAUAGAACUAGUUAAAGUUAUAAGUUUCAUGCUCUUCCAAGUUACAACUCCCUUAACUAUUGAGAUUUCUAACAAUAUCUACAACAAAUCUCCAAUCUUGAUCGUAAAUUUAGAUCCUAUAUGAUAUAAAGAUUGUUUACUUGAUUCUUGAUUCUU